AUGUCCAACCUUCGAAAGGUUCAGGCUCGGAAGAAGACUGAUGGACUAUCAUGCGUCCCCCCCUCUCCUGCGGCCCUUGAGAAGUUGUACCAAGAUGGCAUGUGGGAGGAGCGUCAGAGAAAAGCAGACGAAGCGACCGCCGCCUUUGACUUAGAGGCUCUGAAAGAGGUCGCUACUAACAUCGCCACGCUGCGCUUUUUGAAGGAAUCGACCUCCAUUCCUGUGGCCCAUGUCUUCGCGUAUGCAGCCCAUCCAGAAAAUCCAAUCAUUGGUCGUCGUUUAACAGAUGUCUGGGGUGAUUUGACAAUGAAGCAGAUGGAAACAGUGGUCCUAGAAGUCGCACGUAUUGAAGGACAGAUACUGAAUGCGACGGUCAACUCCAUCGGUUGCCUUCCUACAGACGACCAAACUGGCACAUCUUCGUCGAGAGAUUUCUUCGAAGUGUUGGCCCUGUCGCAAGUAGCAUUCAUGCAAAAUGAACCUGACUUAUGGCUUACAACGCGCAAGAAUUUCCUCCCAGACGAGGACGCUAAUGAUAGCCUGCGCUACAUAUCCACCUGGUAUACGCUAUUGUGCAAGGCCAUUGAUUCUCUGAACUUCGAUGCGUUCGAUCUCCCAUCCUGUCCUGUUGUCCUUCGGCACGAUGACCUCAACCUCGGCAACAUCCUAGUCGCCUGGGACGAUCCUACUUAUGUUGUCGGUAUCGUGGAUUGA
Messenger RNA from Heterobasidion irregulare TC 32-1, 714 nucleotides. RefSeq lists its product as uncharacterized. Lineage: Eukaryota; Fungi; Basidiomycota; Agaricomycetes; Russulales; Bondarzewiaceae. The transcript is spliced from 5 exons. Bases 1 to 714 code for a protein of 237 amino acids. The record is from RefSeq and is a predicted model, not a curated record.